AUGAACCUGGAGCAAUUCUGGACCAACGUGUGCCCUACCGGUUUGCGACCGUGGGUUCAAACAGGCACCGAUCUAGCACCGUGCUUCCAGGAACUUGCCCUACAGUUACCUGUUCUGGUGCUGUUCGCUGUGUACUCUUCCUACUACUACGGGACACACUGGCGAAGGGUUACUCGCAACGAAACGCAGCUCAGAGCGCUGAGGUGGCGAAUAUUCGCCACCCUAGGUAUUGCCAUCCUGCCGGCGAUAAAAGUGCUGUACAUCUUUCGCCUCCACCAGCGGAUCUAUCCGAUUGACAUUCUAAUUGCUUGCGUGCAGCUACUCGCCGGAUCGAUCCAUUGCUGUUUGCUGGUUUCAUCGGUUCGCCACGGAUUAGUCAGUCAUCGCGGCCCGCUGACGGUGAUCGUACUGUGGACAUUGCUGUUGGCCCUGUGCGGUAUAUGGUUGCAUACCAAUCUGUCCAGCGACUAUUGGUUGUGGUACGUGGCGCACUUUGUGCUAUACCUUUGCUACGGCGGAACGCUAGUUGCUCCCGGAAGUGCCUUUCACCCCCGCGCACCACGGCGGAGCGAAAACGAACGACAGGCUCUGCUUUCCCAGUCGUAUACACGUCUGUUUGAGGACAUCGAAGAGACCCCACUGGGGCCGAUAGAAGAUGAGGCCAACUUUCUGUCGCGAUUCGUUUUCAACUGGGUCCGACCGUUGAUUGCCAAGGGGGCCAGCGGAAAACUGCGCACGAACGACGAUCUUUUCGAUUUACCCGAAUCUCUCAAUCUGCAGCGCAUUGUCCGUAAACUACAGGUGGCUCUAGAUGACACGGCUUCGCUUUUCAAGUCCCUGCAUCGCUGUUUCGGUUGGGAAUUUUAUCUGAUUGGACUUCUACGCCUGGUGGCCGAUCUCGCCGGAUUUGCCGGGCCCAUUCUUCUGGGUGGUCUGCUGCGCUCCGAAAAUCAGCCCAACGUUACGGACCCAUCCCCACCUGUUCCGGAUGAACCGGGCCUGGGUCAACCGACAGAUUUCAAGGCCUACUAUUACGCACUGGGAUUACUCUGUUCCACGAUGAUCAGUUGCUUCGCUGGCGUGCACUUCAACUGGCGGAUGACGCUGAUCAGUAGCAAGAUGCGUAUGUCGAUCGUAACGGCCAUCUAUCGCAAAUCGCUUACCGCCAAGCGAGUACUAAAUGUGCGCUCGGAGAUACUGAACCUUAUGUCGACCGACACGGACCGGAUCGUGAAUUCGUGCGUCAGUUUCCACUCGUUCUGGAGCAUUCCGUUUCAACUGUUCACCACGCUGUAUCUACUGUACACGCAGCUUGGUGUGGCCUUCGCCGCUGGAUUAUUGUUUGCAUUGCUGCUCAUUCCCAUUAAUCGCAAGAUUGCGCAAACAAUAGCGACACUGUCGGAAGGGCUGAUGGGAGCAAAGGAUGCCCGGAUAACGAUCACUUCCGAAAGCAUUUGCGGUGCCAAGGAAAUCAAGCUGAACGCCUGGGAAGACGUUUUCAUCCAGAGGAUCCAGGAGCUUCGGAAAACUGAGAUGAGCUUUCUUUCAAAGCGCAAGUACCUCGAUGCGCUGUGUGUGUACUUCUGGGCCACGACACCGGUCCUCGUGUCGCUACUCACUUUCGGGGCUUACAUAUUGGUGCUGGGGCAACCACUGACAGCAGCCACAACGUACACCAGUGUCGCGCUGCUUAAUAUGCUCAUUGGGCCACUAAAUGCCUUCCCGUGGGUACUGAAUGGACUCACCGAAGCGUGGGUAUCGCUAAAGCGCGUCCAAUCGCUCGUCGAACUACCGAAUACCAACCUGGAGGAAUACUACAGGCCGCUAACGGCUCAGUCCGAUGACCUGCCAUUUUCGCAAACCUCGCAACGGCCCGUUGUAGUGGCCAUCACAGACUCUAGUUUUGAGCACGAAACUAAGCGCAGCCGCACCGAGCUUAACACGGUGCAGGAAGAUAUCGUCGAUUUCGCGUUCCACGAUCUCAACAUCAAAGUGCGGCAGGGAGAACUGAUUUGCCUGCAGGGUCCGGUGGGUGGCGGAAAGUCGUCUCUGUUGCAGGUCCUGCUGGGAAACUUUCGUUGCACGAAGGGCGCCGUUUCGGUAGCAGAUGCUCGAUUUGAAGGUUUCGGUUACGUGGCGCAGAGCCCGUGGUUACAGCAGGGCACCAUUAGGGACAACAUUAUAUGGGGUGAAAGCUACGACGACGUCCGCUACAAAGGGGUCAUCCAUGCGUGCGCCCUGCAGCACGAUUUGGAGGCACUGGGCGGCGAUGGUACGAGUGUUGGCGAGCAAGGCCGCAGCCUAUCCGGAGGGCAGAAAGCUCGCGUUGCGCUGGCCCGGGCCGUGUACCAGCAGAAGGCGAUCUACCUACUGGACGAUGUACUCGCUUCGCUGGAUGCACAUGUUGCCAAACACAUUAUACGGUAUUGCAUUUUUGGCCUGCUGAAGGACAGCACGCGCAUCGUGGUCACCACGCACCCGAUGGUUCUGGCAAGGGCCACGCAAAUUCUUCACGUGCAAGCUGGCGAGAUACGGCAGAGCGAUACAGCGAACAUGGAUUCGUUGCUGAGCGAUUUUGAUGAUUACGACGAUGAAACACUGGAUGGGCCAUCGGUGGUCAAUAGAGGCAGCCCACGCGGUUCGAUGGAUGAUCGGCGUAGCACCACUGUCAACGCCCUCGAGGAAGAAACACGCGAGUACGGUCAAAUCGACCACCACGUUAUCGGAUCCUACUGGCAGGCUGCAGGACGAUCGCUUGGUUUUUGGGUGUUAAUGGCCAUUUUACUGAUGCAAGUGUCGCGCAAUCUUACCGAUGCGUGGCUAGCGUACUGGGUAGGAAUGUCCAAUCCAGGAGUGCCGCGACCGGUAACUCCCGAAAAUCAUACAGUUUUACUGCUUGCAUAUGUGACCGACAUUGCACAAGAAUCCGGUAAUGGCACCUUCUUCUAUCUCGGAAUAUAUGCAGGGUUGGCGCUAGGCAACUCUUUAUUCACACUUUUGCGAGCUUUUUUGUUCGCUGUAGCUGGACUGAAAGCGGCCAAGUGCAUACAUGAUCGCUUGUUGAACAGUGUGAUUUACACGAAACUGCAGUUCUUCGAUGUGGUUCCUCUCGGCAGGAUUCUGAAUCGAUUUUCGUCAGAUGUUUACACCGUCGACGACACCCUGCCCUUCAUAUUGAACAUUCUGUUGGCACAGUUUUUCGGGCUCAUGGGUGCACUGUUCAUCAGCCUGUAUGCCAUGCCCUGGCUGGCUUUGCUUAUCAUUCCGCUUGUGCCGAUCUACCUCACGCUUCAAACCAAAUAUCGCCACGCUUCGCGCGACAUCAAACGGCUUUCAAGCAAUGCCCUUUCGCCGCUGUAUGCCCACUUCACGGAGACCCUUCAGGGGCUUGCCACCAUACGGGCCUUCCGCGGCGAGCCACGUUUUCAGCGAGACUUUCUUUUCAAGCUCAGCGAAAGCAUUAAGGCACAACUGUCCGCGGCAGCCGCACAGCAGUGGCUAGGGUUGCGGUUGCAGCUGCUUGGUGCGUUUCUGGUUGGCGGAUCCGGACUGUUGGCAGCGAUCACUUCAGCCCACAUGACCGCGCCCGAACUGGUGGGGCUGGCCAUUUCGUAUGCCCUCUCCAUUACUGGCCUGCUGUCGGGACUGUUGAAUGCGGUAGCGGAAACCGAGCAGGAAUUCGUUGCCGUGGAACGCAUUCACCAGUACUGUCAGCUCGAACCGGAAGUCAAUGCGGAUGGUUCGGCCGAUCCACCGUUCGGAUGGCCCUCGCAGGGAGUAGUCGUGUUCGAGAACGUUACCAUGUCCUACCGCGUACAUUUACCGUGUGCUAUCCGGUCCAUCAACAUCGACGUCAAGCCCUGCGAAAGGCUGAGCAUCGUUGGGCGAACCGGAUCCGGGAAGACAUCCGUACUGGCAGCACUAUUGCGCGUGGCACCGCUACAUAAGGGCACCAUCACGAUAGAUUUUGUGAACAUCGACACGCUGCCAUUGGACGUUUUGCGCAGUCGAGUGGCGCUCAUCUCCCAGGAUCCGUUUCUAUUCACCGGAACGAUACGGGAGAAUCUAGACCCACGUUCCGUGCACAUCGAUUUGGAAAUCUGGGAAGCAAUCACCUGCUGUUUGGCCAGUCCGAUUGUUCAAUCGCUCGGCGGACUGUACGCAAAACUGGAAGGCAACGGCACUAACCUUUCGGCUGGCCAAAAACAGCUACUGUGUCUUACUCGUGCGUUGCUGAAAAAGUCUAAAAUCGUGCUUAUCGAUGAAGGAACGGCCAAUCUCGACUCUGAGUCCGAUUCCGCUAUCCAAUUGGUUCUCAAGAACGCCUUCCGCGGUCGUACGGUAAUCGUUGUAGCCCACCGACUGCACAGUAUCCUCGAUACCGACGCGGUUUUAGUCAUGCAGGAUGGCACCGUGGCCGAGUACGGCAUACCGAGAGAACUUGCCAAACAAACGAGCUCCCUGUUCCACAAUUUACUUCAGGAGCAGCAAAACCAACCGUUAUCUUAA
Messenger RNA from Anopheles cruzii, 4509 nucleotides. Its product is annotated as ATP-binding cassette sub-family C member 10. Gene Ontology annotation, biological process: transmembrane transport. Gene Ontology annotation, molecular function: ABC-type transporter activity; ATP hydrolysis activity; ATP binding. NCBI's taxonomy places the organism in Eukaryota, Metazoa, Arthropoda, Insecta, Diptera, Culicidae. The transcript has 2 exons. Gene Ontology annotation, cellular component: membrane. The coding region runs from base 1 to 4509 and encodes 1502 amino acids. The record is from RefSeq and is a predicted model, not a curated record.